Messenger RNA from Uloborus diversus, 9074 nucleotides. It is a transcript of the gene Ranbp16, whose product is annotated as exportin-7-like. The coding region runs from base 1 to 3282 and encodes 1093 amino acids. Gene Ontology annotation, cellular component: cytoplasm; nuclear pore. NCBI's taxonomy places the organism in Eukaryota, Metazoa, Arthropoda, Arachnida, Araneae, Uloboridae. The transcript is spliced from 26 exons. The record is from RefSeq and is a predicted model, not a curated record. Gene Ontology annotation, biological process: protein export from nucleus. Gene Ontology annotation, molecular function: small GTPase binding; nuclear export signal receptor activity.
AUGUCUGAGAUUGAUCUUGCGCAGUUAGAAGUUUUGUGCAAGCAAUUUUAUGAUGCCAGUAACCCUGAAGAAAGAGUUUCUGCUGAAAAAACAUUAGUUAACUUCGUUCAUGCUCCUGAUUGCCUUCCAACCUGCCGUUUGCUGCUUGAAAGAGGAGAUUCGUCAUACGCUCAACUACUAGCGGCUACCACCUUAACAAAACUUGUGUCAAGAAAUCCACAAACAUUGACUUUACAACAAAGAAUUGAAAUAAGAAAUUAUGUUUUGACCUAUCUUGCCACAUGUCCAAAGUUAGCUACAUUUGUUACUCAAGCUUUAGUUCAACUUUUUGCCAGACUUACAAAAAUUGGCUGGUUUGACAUGUACAAAAAGGAACAUGUAUUUCGAAAUUUAAUAUCUCAACUAAGUGGUUUUCUACAGGGAUCUGUUGAAUAUUGUGUUAUAGGUGUUCAGUUACUUUCCCAAGUUACAUGUGAAAUAAACCAAAUGAGUGAGGCUGAGGCUAAUAAAUCCUUAACUAAACAAAGGAAAACGGCAACUACGUUUCGGGACACUGAAUUGUACGAUAUAUAUCAACUUUCCUGUGAUUUGUUAAGAAGAGCAUUAGAAAGUUGGAAAGUAGCAUCAUUUAAAGAUGAAGCAGAACAUAAUCUGAUGAAUGCAUUGCUUCGACUAGCUUACAAUUGCAUCUCAUUUGAUUUUAUUGGCACAUCUCCUGAUGAAUCCUCAGAUGACUUGUGCACAGUUCAAAUUCCUACGCGUUGGAGGCCUGCAUUCCUAGACUUUAAUUCUCUUCAACUAUUCUUUGACCUGUAUCACUGCUUAACGCCAAGUCUCUCAUCUGUGGCUUUACUAUGCAUUGUGCAAGUAGCAUCUGUACGGAGAACUUUGUUCAAUAAUGAAGAACGAGGAAAAUAUUUGGGCCAGUUGGUAACUGGAAUCAAAUCAAUCCUUGAAAAUCCUCAAAAACUUUCAGAUUCAAAUAAUUAUCAUGAGUUCUGUCGCCUUCUUGCAAGAUUAAAAACUAAUUAUCAAUUAGGAGAGCUUGUGAGAGUUGAAAAUUAUUCUGAAACAAUACGAUUAAUUGCCAAGUUCACUGUUACUAGCUUGCAAAUGUGGCAGUUUGCUCCAAACAGUAUUCACUAUUUGCUGAGUCUUUGGCAGCGCAUGGUUGCUUCAGUUCCGUAUGUUAAGGCAUCAGAACCUCAUCUCUUAGAAACAUACACUCCUGAAGUGACACAAGCGUUUGUUACCUCACGAUUAGAAUCUGUUGCUGUAGUUCGCAGGGAAGGGUUAGAAGACCCAUUAGAUGAUUUAGGAAUGGUUCAGCAACAGUUAGAUCAAAUGUCCAUCAUAGGAAGGUGUGAGUAUGAAAAAACAUGUGCAUUACUUGUACAGUUGUUCGAUCAAGCCGCUCAGAGGUAUCAAGAAUUGAUAAGCGCUGUCCCAAUCUCCCAACUAGACAUCCAAGUUCAAGAAGGACAAUUGACAUGGCUAGUGUAUAUAAUUGCUGCUGCUAUAGGUGGGAGAGUUUCUUUUAAUGCUGCUGAUGAGUAUGAUGCAAUGGAUGGUGAGCUCAUUUGCAGAGUUCUGCAGUUGAUGAAUCUCACAGAUAAUCGUAUCUCCCAGGGUGGUUGUGAAAAGCUGGAAAUGGCAAUGAUAUACUUUUUUGAGCAAUUCAGAAAAAUAUAUGUGGGAGAUCAAAUUCAACGAACAUCGAAGGUGUACAAGAGGUUAUCAGAAGUUCUCGGGGUUGCUGAUGAAUCUAUGGUUCUUAGUGUUUUUAUUCGUAAAAUACUCACAAAUCUGAAGUACUGGAGCAGAAGUGAACAAAUUAUAAACCGGACACUCCAGCUUCUGAGUGAUUUAUCUGUUGGUUAUACUAGCGUUAGAAAAUUAGUUAAACUGGAAGAAGUGCAAUUUAUGCUGAAUAAUCAUACUAGCGAACAUUUUCCAUUCUUGGGAAGUGGUGUUCAAAUAACCGAUAUGAGAUGUCGAUCUGUAUUUUAUACUGCCCUAGGAAGAUUAUUACUUAUUAAUUUAGGAGAAGAUGAGGAAAAAUUUGAGCAAUUCAUGAUGCCUUUAACAGCAACCUUUGAAUCAUUGGGUGCAGCUUUUGCUGCUGCUGAAACCGGUGUCUUCAAUGAAGCAGAAACUAAGAAGCAAUUGAUUGGUCUUGGAAGAGAUUUACGAGGAUUGGCAUUUGCAUUCAACUCAAAAAUCAGUUAUAUGAUGUUAUUUGAUUGGAUUUAUCCUGCUUACACACCAAUAUUACAUCGAGCUAUAGAAUUAUGGUAUCAUGAUCCCGUUAUAACGACACCCAUUUUAAAGCUUUUUACUGAACUUGUUGUAAAUAGAUCUCAACGCCUUCAGUUUGAUGUUUCAUCACCAAAUGGAAUUCUUCUUUUUAGGGAAGCUAGCAAAGUGAUUGUAAAUUAUGGGUCUCGAAUCUUAACGAUGACUUCAAUACCAAAGGAUCAAAUCUACAAGAUGAAAUUGAAAGGAAUAUCCAUCUGCUUUUCAAUGCUGAAAUCAGCUUUGUGUGGUGGAUAUGUUAAUUUUGGUGUUUUUCGUUGGUAUGGAGAUGUUGCUCUAGAUGAUGCUUUAAAUACAUUUGUCAAAAUGCUUUUAUCUAUUCCUCAGUCAGACUUAUUGCAUUAUCCUAAGUUGAGUCAAACGUAUUAUGUUCUGCUGGAAUGUUUAGCUCAGGACCACAUGAAUUUUUUGAGCAGUUUAGAGCCACAUCUGUUUUUAUACAUAUUAUCAUCUAUAUCUGAAGGUUUGUCUUCAUCAGAUACAAUGGUGUGUGCUGGCUGCUGUGCUGCAUUAGAUCAUUUAGUGACAUAUAUAUUCAAAAAAGUUUCUAGAACUGGAAGAAAACGCAGAACUAGUGGAACAGAGCAGCAGGAAGAAGAAACAUGUCUUCGAGUGCUGAAGCAGCAUCCCGAAAUUCUUCAACAGAUGCUCAGCACAAAUUUAAACAUUGUGAUAUUUGAAGAAUGUAGAAAUCAGUGGUCCAUGUCAAGGCCUUUAUUAGGUUUAAUUUUAUUAAAUGAAGAAUAUUUUAAUCAACUCCGGCAAAACAUUAUUAAUACCCAGUUACCUGAAAAACAGGGUGUUAUGGCACAGUGGUUUGAUAGUUUAAUGGAUGGUAUUGAGCGAAACCUUCAAACAAAGAACAGAGAACGGUUCACCCAGAAUUUAUCAGUGUUUCGGAGAGACGUCAAUGAUUCCUUGAAAGGUCCAAAUAUAAUAAAUCAAUCUGUGUAUGAUGUUAACUGACUUGUUCUUUGAAAUAUUAGGCUAAUAUUGUUGUAAACGGAGAAAAAGGCCUAAGCUCUUUCAAUUGUUCAAAUUAUGGAUCACUUGAAAGCAACAAAAAUGCAUUGUGAAUAUCAUCGGUCAUUAUUGAGUGAGUUAACUUUACAUCUGAUGUUGCAUUGUUAAAAUGUUGGAGCAUUCCUAGAUUUUUCAUCAUAGUUACAAAACUUAAAGCAAACAUCAUAUAUUUUUCUACUUGUUGCUCAAUAUAACAUAGACUUUACAGACAGUAAAAUCUAUGCAGUAAAUUGUUGUUUCCAUGUUGAUAUUUAUUAUGCAACACACAUUUUCUCAUCCUGAGCUUAAUGACAAUUACAUGAACUUUCUUUAAACUUAUUUAUUGUAUUUUAAAUACACGUUUGAAUAUAGUAUUUCAUUCAUUGUUUAUGACUUUUUAAUUUGAAAUUGCAGGUUUUUAUCUGUUUUCAACUAUUUCUUUAUGAAGUAAAUUGCAAUUUACAUUUAAUGCCUUACCAAAGUUAUGUUUCUGUAAAGUUGAUAUAUUUUCUGAAAGUAACUAGUUAUUUCUGCUUACAUUUAUUUCAUUCAUAUGAUAUCGUUAUAGUGAUGAAUGAAUGAUCUUAGUCAGAAUAUAGUGAUGAUUGAUUUUUGUAUACGUGAAGAUCGACUUAAUUUUUGUUUCUUAUUUUCAAUUGUGAUAUACAUUAUUUCCUUCUGGAAAUAAUUUAAUUAGUUGUAAGAUGUUUUUCAAAUUUUCAAUUAAAAUACCUCAUAAUAUAUUUUAUUUAAUACAUAGAUUUAUAUAUUUAAAAAGUUUUGGUUAUGUACUGAGUAACUUAUUUAAAAUAUUUGUUGUGUUUAAUGUGUUAUAGGCUUUGUUUUCAGUCUAUGUAAAUUUUAUGUACAUAUACCUCCCUAUGGUACAAAAAGUUGUGAAUGAUAAAUGUUGUUUCGUUUUACCGUUAGUGUGGACUGUAAGAAUUUUAUGUUAAAUUCAGCAGCUUUUUAAAACUUUUGAUAUGUUCAUUCUAUAAAGUAGAAAUUUGCCUACAUAAGAGUGAGGGGAAAACUAUUGGCUCUAAUAAAACACUUGUGCAUAAAACAUUUGUGCACUAGUAAAUUUACUCAAUGCACUUAUUCACCUCACUUAUGUAUUCUUUCUGAAAGAGAAAAAGUGGAAAUCAUACUCUUCUGCAUUGUACUGUUUUUCUGCAGAUUAAGUAAAUACCCAAAUGUAUUUCUGGUAAAGAUUCCACAAAGGGAAAAAUGAUUCAAGCUACAUGUAUCUAUUUUUAUUGCUUACAUACUUUUGAUUUAUCCUGCUGUAUAACAAAAAUGAAGAAAAUUAUUUUUCAUUUGAGAGAGACUUAUUUUGCUUUAUGUAUUUUUCUCUUAAAAUAUUAAAAAUUAUCAAAACUAGUGAAUUUUCUUAUUUGAAGCAACUUCUGUAGUGCAUAUCAAUAGAUUGUCUAUGCGAUAUUUUUAUUAGCUCUUUAGUUUCCCUUAUUUUCAAUUUUAUAAAAUAAAAUAAAGCAAUGUUAACUGGUUAAUCUAUGAAAUUUUCAGUUUUGUGUUGAAGAAAUUUUGGUUCAACUAUAUUUUUGCUUAACUUAAUUUCAUUAUUUGUUAACUAGUUUUAAUUUUAACCACUUUUCAAUAUACCUAGAUUUUUCUUGCAUGCAAAGAAACAUUAAUCAGAAAAUGCAGGUUUGAAUAAAGAUAAAAAAAAUUUGAUCCUCACUGCCAAUGAUGUCAGUUGAAAGAUUGCAGUUCUCUGUUUUCUGAAAUACUUACUUUUAUUAUAAAGCAUGGUUUAUCUGCAACCAGAGUGAUUGUGAACUUCUUUAAAAGUCAGGUCAAACUUAAUUUUGAGCUUCUAAUUGACUUGAACCUUGUACUGAAUAUCAAAAUUACUUUUUAAUUCUUUACUUUGAUUUUCAUAUCAGUCAUUUUUCCAUUUGCAGUACAGUAUAACCUCCAUUUAACUAUUGUCACGGAAUCAAAAAAAGUUAUCGCUAAAUCGGGGAGCAUAGACAUUUAAUACAGUCAAAUCCGGACCAAUGAAAUGAAUCAUUGAAUUGAAGAAAUCGUUAAAUCGAAGUUAUACUGUAUAUGCACUUCGCCUUUUUUUCAAUUCACAUUAAUUGUAUAUCUCUCUAAUAUAUUUUUUUCACAUACCAUUAUUUACAAUAUUGGGUUUGUUAUAUUAGUUUAUUCUGUAUCAGAUGGUAGACCAACACAUAAAAAACUUUACUGAUAUCAUUCUGCUGCUAUUCAUAAAUUACAGACUCUGUUGCAUUUUAUUAUUUCCCCUGCAGCAUCUAAUGUAAAAUAGCUUUAUUGCCCUGUUACAACCUAUUUUUUUCUGAAAGUUAAACUUUUGACAACUGUGGAUAGCAUAAAUAGCAUUACCUUACAAAUUUAACAAAAAUUGCAUAUUUGUGGUGAUAAAAAAUAUCUCUUUCAGUGUUUAUCAAAUGUUAUCCUGUCACAUUAACUCUCCUGGCGGCUAACCCAAGUAUACUUGUGCUGUUCUAUAGAGUUAAAAAUUGAGUGGGCAUGGUCCUGCCACUAGGAAGGUUAAACGUUGUAUAUUUUUAGUAAAAUUUCACCAAAAUAUUUUAAUAGUACAAAUGAGUUUUAUAUCAAGGAUUUAAUAUAUUUAUUGUAGUAUAUUUUUAUGUUGCACCUUUUCAUUGUUUGUGAUAUUGUUUUAACUUUCAUUUUUACGUUAGUAUUAAUGCUCAGAUAAAUUAAUAUAAUGGUUAAGCUCUAUUUUGUGUUAUUUAUUGCAUAUGUAUAGUCCCAAUUUUGAAGAAUUUCAAAAUUGCAAUCAUUUCCUGUCACCAUACUUGGUUUGGUAUGUCUUACUGUUAAAUAAUUUAAUAGUUUUUUGUGCUGAAUUAUGGCAAUUCUGCAUUUGUUUGCUACUCUGUAACUUGUUGGUAAGUGGUAUAAAAUGUGUAGAUUCUAAGUUGCAUUAUGGAUAUUCAUUGCAAAAAUUGAUUCUUUUCUGUACUUGUAAAUUUAUUUUCUAAGAAUUCUAUAUGCAAACAGUAAAUCCUCAGUGUACAAAUCAAACCAAGUCUCAAUUUUAAUGCAGCUGAAGAUAGUUUUGCCUGCCAUUGUGCUAUAUUUAAUUUUAUUUUGAAUCUAGUUUCUAGUCAAAAAUUAUGCUUUUAAUUAAUGGAUACAAAAAUCAAAAGAAAGUCCAUAGCAAUACACUCUAAAAACAAGUAGUAACCUUUAUCUAAUAUUGUAAGAGCGUCUAGCUAAAUAUUUUAUGGAAAAAUAUUUUCUGGAGAGUAUAAUUUUUUUAAUAAAAAAUUGCUUGUUUUCACCACUUAAUUUACUAUUUUCUAAAAAGGUAUUCAUAAUACAGUGUAGUUUAUUUCUAACUUGAAAAAAAAAAUAUAUAUGAUGCAAAUAUAUAGCAGUGCUGAAUGGGCAAGCUUGUGAUUGCUUCCUGAGACUGAAAAGAUAGUGUUCACAUAUUGGAGUUUGUGAAAUUCUAUUGGUUACUGCUUGAGAUACAUAAGUGCUGCAAUUUGGGUUCUAGGGGUCACACUGCCCCCUCCAAUACACAGUUCAUGUAGAAUAGUAGUCUUAAUUAAUAUUAGGCUAUCUUUGAAAAAUAGAUGCAUACAUACAUUUAUUUUCUUUUCUUUUUUUUUCCAAAUGAACUUUCAUAUGCAUUAAGCUCAAUAUAAUUUUCAUGUUUUAAAAAUACAUGUAUUAUUCUCUAAAUUUUUGCUCUUUGUUCUAUUUCUCCUUUCAAUCCAGCUUCAAAUGAUUCACUUGUUCUUAGUUGUUUUCCAACCUUUAUUAUCUUGAUUGCUAUUAUAUUGUUCAUAUUUUCAGUGUUAUGGUGAUUAAUUAUAAUUGAUAUGUGUUCACUACAUAAUAUAUAUAAUAUUAGCACAAUAUUUUAACUAAUAGUACAGUAAACUAUGCUGUAAGUUGAAUGACAAAUUAUUUUAGAAACUGAGCGUUUGUAUUGCUUACAUUUAUAUGUCGUUCCCAUUACAGCAAGAACUAGUAUUUUCAUCUUGAAAAAAACAAAAUAAAAAACCUCAAAAUGCUUGAUUUUGCCGUUAGUACAGCAACAAUUUACGGUUUAAAAGAACAGCAAUUUAUAAUUAAUUUGCUUUGAAUAUUGACUGCAUUAUUUUUUCCUUUUGUGUUUUGAUUUGAACUAGGGAUGUUCGAAAUAACAGUUGUUAAUCGCAAACAUGUCAGAUCAAAGAGCUUUUACUGAAAUAGUUUGCCCCCUAAAUAGUUCAGGUUUUAUCAAAUCCAAAGUAUUUUUUUGAAAUUUAGAUGGUAAAUUUCUAUGUCUUCAAAAAAUAAUUACAUUUGGAAAUAUAUUUUUUUAAUUUGAACUGAUUUAAUCUUCGUUAUUUAGAGUUUUACAGUUUCUGAAAGUUUGAUGAAAUGUAUAUUUUGCCCCAAUUGGAUCGAUGAAAAUGUGUGCAGAAAAUAAAGUUCCAAAUCAAUAAUUCAAUUGUGAAAACUCCAUAGUUUUGUUUACCUUUCUUCUGGCAUAUUUUUUGUUUGGAAUGUUUAAGUGCAUGUAGUACUUCAUUGCUUUCAGGCUACUUAAAUGCAACUUUUUGCUCCCUUUUUUUCUGGCUAUAGGCGACUUUAGAGACUUUAUUAAUCGAAAACAGGCUGAAAAAACAUCUUUUUUUAAUAGGGUAGCUCUUUUGGGAGACGUUUUUUUUUUUACCACAGAGCAAAUUUUAUUUUGAAAAUAACUCAAGGUUCUUUUUUUCCCAAUUUGUUGCUUUGAAACUCAUAUUUUUGUUUAUUAUUUUUCAUUUUCAUUUCACAAUUUUUUUGUUAAAAUGAACUUCUUUUGCUCCUUUUUUUAUGGACUGAAUCACUCCAUUUCAUUUAAACUGCAAUCAGGGCACAACUUAAAUGAUGCAAAAAACUUUUCCCUGUUUUUGUUUUUGGGUGGAAAGUUAUUUGCUGAAUAACCAUAGCAGCUUCUGUGUUUCCUAGAGUUUGUACAAUUUUAUUUGCUUACUCCGAAAACCCAUUUUGUUUUGGGGAUUUUUUUUUUUUUUUUUUUUUGGAUAUGAUAAUACAUGACCGAAAAGAACACUCCCAACACAGAAGCAAUGUUUAUCAAAAAUGUAUUUCUAUAAUGAGAAGAAAAAUAAGUAUGACCAGUUUUUUACUUCUAAAAUGUUCAACUUUGAGAUUUUUUUCUAGUUGUCAUUAUUUUGUGUACAAACAGAAUUUUUCAAAAGUGAAAAAAUUUAAAGCCUUCUGUUGUUUCAACGUGACCAAAAAGAAAUGCUACAGAAAAAAAAAGUCAAAAUUUUUAAAACGUUUAUAAAAAAGGUUGUUCAGGAAAAUUAAUUGUACAGGUACACACUUUUUUGAGCUACACUUGAUGUUUUGUGAGAUUGUAACCAGAAACAAUUCUAUGGAAAAUUUAUUUUGCCUAUGAAAAGAAUGUCGCAUUUAAUUUCAACCCUAUUUUUAUAGUUUGUUAAAAGAUAAAAUAGAAUAUUAAAAUCUGCAAACGUAGUAGAAAGUCUUUUAACAUUGAAUUCAUUUAAUGAAUAAUCAAAAUCUUCCUAACUUUAGAAAUUAGUAAAAAAUAAACUAAUUAGAAAUUAUGUAGGAAACUUCUUUGCCAAGUUUGGCGAUGAUGAACUACAACUGAAAAAUGACUAUUAUUUUUAAAAUGAACCACAAUUCCCAACAAAAUCAUUGUCUACUAUAUUUCUUCUUACAUUAAAACAAUAAAAUUCACUUUCUUGUUUAAAAAAAAAAAA